AAAUCCUAUUAAUUUUUCCAUUAAUAUUUCAAUGAGAAUGUGAACCACAUUGUUGUAUAUUGUAGGGGGUGAGAAGACGCAGACAUGGCGAGCCGUGGGCUUUUAACCCAUCUGAAGAACAGUGUGGAAAGAAUGGAGCAAGCUCUCACAAGCAAGCCUGUCGUACGUGACUUGGGUGCAGAUUGGACAGCGGAAAAGCAGCUUGAUCUCAGAAAGCACAUCCUGCCCCAUGCCGCUCGGAUCCCCACUCACAUGGAAACACUGGAAAGGUGCACGGCGAAACUGAAGCCUGAAGUAACUGGCAUUAGUCUCAUGAUUGGCAAUGGCGUCACCAGCAGCUCUGCAAGGUAUUUUUUCUAUGAGCAUUUUUGCGGUCUGCGUUAUCGCAAUCCGACACUCAAGUACGAUAUAGAUAUGGAUUCUUCUAAGUCUCAAGUCCGCUUGCAUCUGGAUCCAGCUCUAUCCCCCACACGUGAACACAUUGACAUUGCCACGAAUGGCAAGGUGCCGCAUCAGAUAAUGGACGAGCUCUGUGCAGCGUAUGCCGAAUAUGGGGAUGCUAGCACAUGCACUACCCAGUUCAACUGGAAAACCGACCCGGAGAGCAUGCAGUCGCCAAUAGAGGCCACCGAGCAGCGCCUGCACAAGACCAAACUCCAGGUGGACGAACUGGAGGCUCAAGCCGUGCGCCACGACGUGUCCACUCCGAUCGAGAUCAGCGAUUUGCCACUCGAGCAAGGUGAACAGCUCAAUCUUGAUCUCAUCUUUAAGCCGAUCGAUUUGCUGGACACGGAGAACCGUGCACCGCCAACCAAUCCUCGUGAAGAGCUACGCGAGCGCCGGCGAGUGGAGAAGCUUGAGCGCAAGAACAAGAAGCUACUGAUGAUCUUGAGGUCCAAAGCAGAAGAGGAGGCGCGCGAAACCGCAGAAAGUUAGAAUAGCCCUAGGGCCCAUUUGAAAUUUCUCACUUUUACUUGACGCAUGUUGGCUAACAUGGAUUUUAUGAUCAUUCCUGGAUGGUUUUUGCCUCCUGAACACGAUGGCAUAGGUUUUGAUUGCCGAAUUGUGUCCGAACAUCUUGAAAAACAUCAAAAUAGAAAAGACCGUUAUUACCAUGGCAACCUACUUGUAACUAGAAUUGCUCCUAUAUCCAUUUCUACUGACACGUAUAUGGCCAAGUAGCACCUCAUUUUGCUCAGAAUAAGCAGUAGAUACAGUACGGCAACAAGUACUGUGCUUUUGUAGUGUAAAACAAAUUCCAAAGUGCAGUGAAACUAGGCUAUUGUACAUGUACAUUGUACAUGACAUUA
Molecule: messenger RNA, 1310 nt
Organism: Sycon ciliatum
Lineage: Eukaryota; Metazoa; Porifera; Calcarea; Leucosolenida; Sycettidae
Exons: 4
Coding region: 85-936 (283 amino acids)
Source: RefSeq, a predicted model, not a curated record